Messenger RNA from Xenopus tropicalis (tropical clawed frog), 838 nucleotides. RefSeq names its product myosin light chain 11 (gene myl11). Bases 37 to 549 code for a protein of 170 amino acids. Gene Ontology annotation, molecular function: calcium ion binding. Lineage: Eukaryota; Metazoa; Chordata; Amphibia; Anura; Pipidae. The transcript has 7 exons. The record is from RefSeq and is marked provisional.
UUCUGAUCAGGACAAGCACCAAGCUCAACCGAGGACAUGGCACCAGCAAAGAAGGCCAAGAGAAAGGCAGCAGAAGGUGGAUCUUCCAAUGUGUUGUCCAUGUUUGACCAAACCCAGAUCCAGGAGUUCAAGGAGGCUUUCACAGUGAUUGAUCAGAACAGAGACGGCAUCAUUGACAAGGAAGACCUGAGGGACACAUUCGCAGCUAUGGGCCGCCUGAACGUGAAGAAUGAAGAGUUGGAAGAGAUGGUCAAAGAGGCAUCUGGCCCCAUCAACUUCACCGUCUUCCUGACCAUGUUCGGCGAGAAGCUCAAGGGUGCUGAUCCCGAAGACGUUAUCACUGGGGCAUUCAAGGUGCUUGAUCCUGAGGCCAAAGGAUCCAUCAAGAAGCAGUUCCUUGAGGAACUCCUUACCACACAGUGUGACAGAUUCACCCCAGAGGAGAUCAAGAACAUGUGGACAGCGUUCCCCCCUGAUGUUGCUGGCAACGUAGACUACAAGAACAUCUGCUAUGUCAUCACCCACGGAGAGGACAAAGACCAGGAAUAAACAGGCCCAGUCUUGCCCUCCUGAUGGAGGGGGUGCGCCAUCACGCCCAGCACCAACCUUGCUGUAUAUUGCGUCUUAUUUUAUAAACUCAUCCCAUCAGAGACACAACUGUAAUUUAUUUCUUCUAGGGGUGGUCUGAAAGGGGACCCCUCUCUGUUGUUCUUGUCCCCUUUCUCGCUGUCCCUUUCCCUCCUCUUUUACCCUCCCUCACAUUUCGCUCUUUGAUGUCUUAAACUGGAACUCUGGAGCCCUCAAGGGAAGAACAAUAAAGUCAACUUUUUAUUCAAAA